AUGGAGUCUGCCAUUUUUCCUCAGAAUCAACCAUCUCCGCCUUCUGCAACUCCUCCUCAAAGGAUUGUCAUCUCUAAAGUUGUUUUAGCACCGGUGCAUGUAGUUCCUGCUAGACAGUCUGUGUCAUCCAUGCCUAUCGGAUUCUCGUGGGGAAUGCCACCGAACUUCAUGCCUGAAGGUUAUGCUCAAACCUUUUCUCAUAUGCCGACAUCUAGCCUGGUCAUGUCUGUUCCUUCUCCUGUGGUAUAUAUUAUGCCACAUGUUGAUGAAACCAUUUAUCAUUAUGAGCCGUUCGAGGGCCCCGAUGUGUAUGAGAAAAUGGAUGAGAUGAAGGACCAAUUUCUAGAGCUGAGGAAAGAAUUGAAGACCCUGAGGGGGAAAGAUCAGUUCGGUAAGAAUGCUGAUGAGUUGUGCUUAGUGCCCAACGUCAAAAUCCCUGUCAAAUUUAAGGUCCCAAACUUUGAUAAGUAUAAGGGAAAUAUCUAUCCUAUGAGUCAUCUUGUAAUGUAUGCUCGCAAGAUGUUUACUCAGAUUGACAAUGAUCAACUACUCAUACACUACUUCUAA
Molecule: messenger RNA, 567 nt
Organism: Lathyrus oleraceus (garden pea)
Lineage: Eukaryota; Viridiplantae; Streptophyta; Magnoliopsida; Fabales; Fabaceae
Exons: 1
Coding region: 1-567 (188 amino acids)
Source: RefSeq, a predicted model, not a curated record